AUGGGCAUUUUCUACGAAUCCCUCUCCGACAACCUCCGUGACUGGGCCCUCCGCCAACCUCUCUUUUUCAUCUCAUCUGCCCCCUGCCGAGGUCGUCAUAUUAAUGUAUCCCCUAAAGGCCUCCCCGACUCAUCCUUUGCCGUCCUGAGCCCCAACAAAGUAGCAUAUGUCGACUCAACCGGAUCCGGAUGUGAGACUAUCUGCCACCUUCGCGAGAAUGGACGGGCAACCGUAAUGUUCUGCUCAUUCGAUGCUACCCCGCGAAUCAUGCGACUUUUCUGCACGGGCUCGGUCAUUGAAUGGAAUGAUCCGAGGUAUACUGGAUACGUCAAGCGAAUGGGCGUGAAGUCUCUAGUCGGAGCAAGGGCAGUUAUUAUUUUAGAUAUCUUCAAGGUUCAACUAUCCUGUGGCUUUGGAGUCCCGCUGCUCGACCUCACUGUCGAUCCAGAAACAAAUCAACCGAGGCCUUGUUUCACAAACCGCCCAAGGCUGGUCAAGUUUGCUGAAUACACGGUUAAUCGAGGGGAGCUGCCUGGGUACCAGAUGCAAUACAACAGUAGGAGCCUUGAUGGACUGCCCGGUCUUCACUCGGCAAUGAGGGACAAGGGCGAGUCUAUAUGGUGGGCUCGGGUGACAAACUGGGCCAGUUACUAUCACUUCCAACUUGAUAUAAUUAAAACCGGAAUGGCGUUCAUGUUUUUAGUCAUGGUAGUCGCACAGUGGGUAGGAUAUGUGCAGUACCAACGCUAG
Molecule: messenger RNA, 750 nt
Organism: Aspergillus pseudonomiae
Lineage: Eukaryota; Fungi; Ascomycota; Eurotiomycetes; Eurotiales; Aspergillaceae
Exons: 2
Coding region: 1-750 (249 amino acids)
Source: RefSeq, a predicted model, not a curated record